AUGGAGUGUAUAAAUAUAAACUAUUUUUUUCAAUCAAAAGCAUUAUUCCGGUCAAUUGAUCUAUAUCUAAAAAACAUGCGGUUAUUAGUUGGUUUCGUAGUCGUUACAUAUGCCAUUAGUUGUGCAAUCUGUAUCCCGGUGGCUGAUGAAAAUAGCAGAAUUCUAUUGAAUCCCGCUAAUCUUCAAUCAAUAUGGCCACAACUUCAACUACUUUUAGGCGGUGAUAAACUACAACAAUUGGAAGAUCAAUUGACUACUUUAGUAUUGAAUGCCAUUGAAAACCAUGCGGGUGUUCAGACUCUUGCACAACAGAUGCAGAAUCUAGUAGGUCAAUUCUUGCCACAAGCUGCCUUACAACGAAUUGAUUUUGAGCAAGGAGCACGAGAUGCAAUGGACGUUAUUCUCAGUCUAUUACCAACUGUGGUUUCUAUUCUCGGGAGCUUUUUGGGUAAACGUGAAAUUGGCGAUGAACGACUGAAUGCUCAACAAUUAUUGGCCACAUUACCCGCUGAUAAAAUUGCUAAAUUAGUUCAAGCAUUUUUGAAUGCCAAUCAUGAUAAAGUAACAAAAGUACUUGAAAAAAUUCGUGAAUUGUUAGAACAGUUUUUUCCACAAUAUAAUGGGCGAAUUGAUUUUAAUAGUUUAGCUGGAACCGUAUUCAAUACUUUAAUGGAGAAUAUACCGGGAUUGGCCAACGGAUUAAGCUCGUUUUUCGGCAUCGGCAAGUGA
Messenger RNA from Didymodactylos carnosus, 729 nucleotides. The record is from the annotation of a GenBank genome assembly. Lineage: Eukaryota; Metazoa; Rotifera; Eurotatoria; Philodinida; Philodinidae.